This is a messenger RNA of Opisthorchis viverrini, 468 nucleotides long. RefSeq lists its product as hypothetical. The transcript has 3 exons. The record is from RefSeq and is a predicted model, not a curated record. Lineage: Eukaryota; Metazoa; Platyhelminthes; Trematoda; Opisthorchiida; Opisthorchiidae. The coding region runs from base 1 to 468 and encodes 155 amino acids.
AUGGAAUGCCAUGAAAAUGAAAAACUGCUUGGUAGUGCUCCUGCGUUAUAUCGCAAUCUGAAGAAGAGAGUCAUGCGAGGCGCACCGGCCAUGGUAAGUCAGGGCAACCUUCGUCAGGGACCGAUGGAAGCAGUCAACGCAGAUCACUUCAAAAACCACAUUCUUGUUGACACCUACCUGAACCUGAAUUCGACGGGUACUGACGUGUUUUUAUUUCAUUUGUUUGUGGGCACAAAGAUCUUGGUUUCAAGACGAGAGGUCAUGCCAACUGGAUCCGACGAAAAUACCAGAUCCUGGCAAUUUUCUUGUGCGAAAUCUUCAGCUCGGGCUUUGAACUGUCAUGCCGCUCUUGGAAUGGGAUGGGCUCACGUGGAGAUUAUGAAAUGUCGUGUUGUCUGGAUUGCGACAUCAAUGCAACAUUUGGAGCUUGCAUAUGACGUACAAGAAAAGAGCAAGGAGAAAAGUUGA